AUGACAAGAGCAAAAAAGCGUUUUGGAUGUCGGCAAGGAAAGAAUGGUGCAACGAGGAAUCAAGAAUGCCCUCUGGCUCGAAAAUCUUGCAGAGCUGCACUGUUCGCUUCACCGUGGAGCGAGGGCAAAACGAAGGAAGAAUUCCCAGAUGCUGCGAAGUUGGAGAUGAAAACUCCUAAGACUGAAGAGGCAGAAAACACUGAAGAGGUGGUGAAAGAUAGUCAGGAGAUGUAUGCAUUUCCAAUCACUGAGGUGAAACAAAGCGAUGAUUUCGACUCAAAAAUGGAUAUGAUAUUCUCUCUAUAUGAGCGGUACAGCGGUGAACGAUGUCAGCUUCCGGAGAGAACAAACUGCCCAUUGAGAGACGUUGUCAGUAAAAGUGGUGCGCACAAGUACUAG
Molecule: messenger RNA, 399 nt
Organism: Cooperia oncophora
Lineage: Eukaryota; Metazoa; Nematoda; Chromadorea; Rhabditida; Trichostrongylidae
Source: the annotation of a GenBank genome assembly